AUGGUCGUGGUUCCGAAAAUGCGGAAGAACUACUUCAGCUUGAUUUUGAGAUCUUUGAAGUUCUUGGGGAUAUCUUUCGAUGAAAUCGAAAAUCCUCACCUAUCAAUGUUGUACACUGUUUACUCGUUUACAUUUUUAGUCACCUGCAUUUACUAUUAUAUAUUUGCUGAAUUCGUCGAUCUGUUGAUGCACUACGGAGAUUUCGAUUACAUGACGUUUAAUCUAUGUUAUUUGGUAACCCAGGGAACAGGAAUGCUGAAAGGUACUCUGCUGUUGCUAAACAGAAAAUCGAUUAAACGUUAUUGCGACAAAUUGGAGAGCGGACAUCUUUUACCAAACUUUGAUCGUGGUGGAAUUUCAGAAUUUAAACAUAUUCAAAAAGCUAUAAAGAUUUGCAAUUUUCAAGCCGUAGUUUUCUACACUUUUGUCAUUAUUAUAGUUGCGAAUAGAGCAAUUUACGCUGCUAUAGAUCAGUCAAUUAGUUAUAGCAGAGAUAACGUAACGAAUGAAACUACGACUUUAAUUACGAGAAUUCUACCUUAUCCCAUCUACUUACCUUUCGAUACGCAAAUCUACUACAAAACUGCGUUCGUUUAUCAAGUUUACAGUUGCACGCUAUUUGGAAUUUACAUUGGUGCUUGCGAUGCUCUAAUUACUGGGAUAAUGGUGCACAUAAAGGCCCAAAUUUUGAUUUUGAAAAAUAGUUUGGGAAAUAUUACUGAAAGAGCUAUUGCCUUAUACGAGAAAGAAAACCACACUUUAAGCAGGACUCUUGGAGUAUUAGAAAAGAUCCCACCGAAUAUCCAAAAAUAUGUUACCAUGGUUACUAGAGACACAGUUCAACAUCAUCAAGUUAUCAUUGCUUUGACGGACGAAGCUGAAAUUCAAUUUUCUAUUGUUAUGUUAGCGCAAUUCCUGGGCAGUCUCAUGCUAAUGUGUCUUCAACUAUACCAGCUCUCAUUGUACGACAUCAAUAGUCCAAAAUUUUUCAGCAUGGUUUCGUAUCUGUUUUUAAUGCUUUUCCAAUUGCUCAUUUACUGUUGGAAUGGUAACGAAUUGUCCAUAGAGAGUUUGAAAGUAGCUGAUGAAGUAUACUCCAGCAAUUGGAUUGUCUUCGAUAAUGAUACUAAAAAAUCUUUGAUGAGUAUGAUGAGAAGAGCACAGAAACCCAUUCGAUUGUCUGCAGGGAAAUUCGCAUACUUAUCUUUGGAAACCUAUACAACUAUUCUUAGAGGUUCUGCAUCUUACUACCUUGCUUUAAGAAGAAUUAACGAAUAG
This is a messenger RNA of Nicrophorus vespilloides, 1278 nucleotides long. RefSeq names its product odorant receptor Or2-like. The coding region runs from base 1 to 1278 and encodes 425 amino acids. The transcript is spliced from 5 exons. Gene Ontology annotation, biological process: detection of chemical stimulus involved in sensory perception of smell; sensory perception of smell. The record is from RefSeq and is a predicted model, not a curated record. Lineage: Eukaryota; Metazoa; Arthropoda; Insecta; Coleoptera; Silphidae. Gene Ontology annotation, molecular function: odorant binding; olfactory receptor activity. Gene Ontology annotation, cellular component: plasma membrane.